UUAAAUGCUUGUAACACCUCCAUUAAUGGAAAAUCAUCCUUAAUUCACGAAACCUCCAUUAAUGGUACUUCAUCUUUAACCCUUUGUCUUUUUCUCCCCUUUUAAAUAACAUUCUUGUUCUGUUCUUCAAUCGGGUACGCUGCUCAUUCUCUGUUACGUACUUACGUUUACAUCAAGUGAACUCUUUGUGUUUUGCUUUCUGGUGCCCACAAGAGGAACAUGGCUGUGGCUCCAGUAUGCUUCAAAACAUGUUAUAAAGAUAAGACUAUAAGCAAGGAUGUAUGUAUCUGUCACAAUUCUGUUGGUUGUGUGAUGAAACCAUACAGACGCAUGCUCAAAUGUGCAAGCUUUUUAAGAUCAAUCUCUGCUAAUUCAUCUCAAAGGGAGAAAUCAUCAAAGUUUGUCUUGAAAUCCAGUUCUAGAGAGAAACAGUUGCAGUCACUAGAUUCUUACUUUGGGAAAUUCAAGGGGGGUAUAGAUCAUAAUUCUCCAAGUUCUUUGAACAAGGAUGUUGCUUCCUCUGCUAGUAGAGAUGAACGUUCUCACCCGACAAGAUAUAUUGUCGAAAACAACGAGCAAGAAAAGGUGGUUGAUCAUGGUGGUUUGAAAACUGAUAAUGAUGAAACUUGUGGUCUCUACUUGAUAAGCACAAUGACUUCCAUAAACAUUGCGGUUUAUUUGUUCGAAAUUGCAAGCCCGGUUAAGAACUCUGAUUUGGAUCUCUUCUCACUUCCAGCACUCUAUGGAGCAAAGAUUAAUCAUUUGAUCUUAUAUGGAGAAUGGUGGCGCCUACUGACACCGAUGUUUCUGCACACAGGGAUGCUCCACACGGGGCUUGGUUGUUGGGUUCUGCUGACAUUUGGUCCUCAAGUAUGCAGAGCGUACGGCCCGUUCACCUUUUUCUUGAUAUACAUACUCGGGGGACUCUCAGGAAACUUGACCAGUUUUCUUCACACCGCAGAUCCAACCGUUGGUGGAACAGGACCUGCGUUUGGUAUCAUUGGAGCUUGGCUCAUGUAUCACUAUCAAAACAAGCAUGCCAUGAGCAAAGAUGGUUUUGAAAGCAUGUAUCAGAAGGCAGUCGUUGCUACUGCUCUUGGUUUUGUUUUAUCGGCUUUUGGUCCAAUUGAUGACUGGACACAUUUAGCAUCAGUUUUCACUGGCAUAGCUUAUGGGUUCUUUAUAUGCCCCACACUACAAUCCGAAACCGGUGAAGAAAAUGGAGUCACGUUGAUCGGAUAUAGAGGAAAUGCGGAUCCUUUUAAAUCCUUUGUGUUUUUCUCCAUUUUUGUUUUGGUUUUGAGUUCUUUGCUUCUUGUAUUUGAACCACCAGUGGGUUCACUAGCUGUAGACACCCUUGUGUAAUCCUAACACCAAAUGGGUAUUAUAUAUGUAAUAUAGGUGUAUUUUGCGUGUUG
Molecule: messenger RNA, 1418 nt
Organism: Helianthus annuus (common sunflower)
Lineage: Eukaryota; Viridiplantae; Streptophyta; Magnoliopsida; Asterales; Asteraceae
Product: RHOMBOID-like protein 9, chloroplastic
Exons: 6
Coding region: 220-1365 (381 amino acids)
Cellular component (GO): membrane
Molecular function (GO): serine-type endopeptidase activity
Source: RefSeq, a predicted model, not a curated record